This is a messenger RNA of Aspergillus heteromorphus CBS 117.55, 1857 nucleotides long. RefSeq names its product MFS transporter. Lineage: Eukaryota; Fungi; Ascomycota; Eurotiomycetes; Eurotiales; Aspergillaceae. Gene Ontology annotation, biological process: transmembrane transport. Bases 1 to 1608 code for a protein of 535 amino acids. The transcript has 3 exons. Gene Ontology annotation, molecular function: transmembrane transporter activity. The record is from RefSeq and is a predicted model, not a curated record.
AUGGAAUCACCAACACCAACACCGUCCAAUUCGUGUAAACAAUGCAGCACAACCAGCACGCCGCUCGACCCCGAUCCUGGCAAGAGCCUGGUUGAAUUCGAGGGGCCUGAUGAUCCUGCGAACCCCCUCAACUGGGGCUGGAAUAAGAAACUCCCCAUCUCCCUCUCCCUGGCCUUCUCCACCUUCACCGUGGGCUUCAACUCGUCGCUCUUCUCCAGCGCGACGAGCGCCAUCAGCGCCGAAUACGCCGUCAGCCACCUAACCUCGACCCUCGGCGUCUCGCUGUACGUACUCGGCUUCGCGACGGGGCCCAUAUUCUGGGCGCCUCUCUCCGAAUUGCACGGACGCCGCACGCCCCUCCUGCUGGGCAUCCUCGGCUUCUCGAUCUUCAGCGUAGGGGUAGGGUCCGCGCCGAACAUCCAGACGAUCAUGCUGUGCCGGUUCUGGGCGGGGAUCUUCGCAGCGUCACCGAUGACCGUCGCCGCCGCCGUCUUCUCGGACCUGUUCUCCGGCCUGGCGCGCGGCCCCGCGACGUCGAUCUUCUGCAUCAACGUGCUCAUGGGGCCGAUGCUCGCGCCGUCCAUCGGGGGAUUCAUCUGCUCCGCGCCCUCGCUGGACUGGCGCUGGACCGCCUGGCUGGGCAGUCUGAUGGGCUUCAGCGCCCUGAUCCUAUCCGUCAUCUUCCUGGGCGAAACCUACACACCCAUCCUCCUGACCUCCAAAGCCAAAUCCCUCCGCCUCACCACGAACGACUGGUCCCUCCACUCCGUCCACGAAGAACACCUCCUGCGCAUCUCCCCCAAACACCUCCUGACCAUCUACCUCGCGCGGCCCCUCCGCCUCCUCCUCACCGAGCCCCUCGUCUGUCUCAUCUCCAUCUACCUCGCCUUCAUCUACGGACUCAUGUACCUCUUCCUGACGGCCUACCCGCUCGUCUUCGAGACCGUCCACGGCUUCUCCCCCGGCAUCGCGGGACUGGCUUACUUCGGGAUCGUCGCGGGGAUCCUCAUCGGCGGAGCCUACGUGAUCUCCACGCAGCCAGGGUAUCACCGCAAACUGAAGGCAAACCACGGGGUGAUCGUGCCCGAGUGGCGCCUUCCACCGGCCAUGGCAGGGAGCGUCGCCUUCGCCGUGGGCGUGUUCUGGUUCGGGUGGAGCGGAUAUACCCCCCACACGCACUGGAUUGUGCCCGUGCUGUCGGGCCUCCCGACGGGGUUCGGGCUGUUUUGUAUCUUUCAGCAGUUGCUCAAUUACCUCAUUGAUGUGUAUUUGCCUUACGCCGCAUCCGUCAACGCCGGCAGCUCCAUCCUGCGCUCGCUCUGCGGGUUCGGAUUCCCGCUGUUCGCCCAGUCGCUGUUCGACGCCCUCGGUAUCAACUGGGCCAGUACCUUGCUCGGCGGCGUCGCGGUGCUGUGUAUCCCCCUGCCGUGGAUCUUUUGGAAGUGGGGGCCGUGGUUGCGGGGGAGGAGUGGGUAUGUUGUUUCUUCGUCUUCUUCUUCUUCUUCUUCUUCUUCUUCUUCUUCUUCUUCUUCUUCUUCUUCUUCUUCUUCUUCUUCUUCUUCUUCUUCUUCUUCUUCUUCUUCUUCUUCUUCUCCGUCUUCGGGUUAGAUCACCUGGUUUGAAGGGGGGGGUGGAUUUCAGGUGGGUUUGAGGUGGGUUUGAUGGGCUGAGAGUGUGGAUGUGUGUGCGCGUGUGUGUGUGUGCGUGGGUGUGUGUGCGUGGGUGUGUGCGUGGGUGAGAGUGAAGGUGAGAGUGAAGGUGAGAGUGAAGGUGAGAGUGAAGAUAAGAGUGAAGAUAAGGGUUAGGUUAAGAGUAUGGGUGUGGUAAAGGUGAGGGUGAAAUAGUUUUGGAAAGGAG